CUUUCUCCCUUGAAGGUUUUCAAACCGUACCAGGCAUCCCAGCACGACAUGUGCCGAUUCCACUCUGAGGACUACAUAGACUUCCUGCAGAGAGUGAGCCCCAACAACAUGCAAGGAUUCACCAAGAGCCUCAACGCCUUCAACGUGGGUGAUGACUGCCCAGUGUUUCCAGGCCUCUUUGAAUUUUGCUCCCGCUAUACUGGGGCCUCCCUACAGGGAGCAACACAGCUGAACAACAAGAUCUGUGAUAUUGCAAUAAACUGGGCAGGAGGCCUGCAUCAUGCCAAAAAGUUUGAGGCUUCUGGGUUCUGUUACGUUAACGACAUAGUUAUCGGCAUCCUGGAGCUGCUCAAAUAUCACCCACGUGUUCUGUAUAUUGAUAUCGAUAUCCAUCAUGGAGACGGUGUGCAGGAGGCUUUCUACUUGACGGACCGUGUCAUGACAGUGUCAUUUCAUAAAUAUGGGAACUAUUUCUUUCCUGGUACAGGUGACAUGUAUGAAGUUGGCGCAGAGAGCGGUCGUUACUACUGUCUCAACGUGCCUCUACGAGAUGGCAUUGACGACCAAAGUUAUAAACACCUCUUCCAGCCAGUCAUUAACCAGGUGGUAGAUUACUAUCAGCCCACCUGCAUAGUAUUGCAGUGCGGUGCUGAUUCUCUGGGUUGUGACCGUUUGGGUUGUUUUAACCUCAGUAUAAGAGGACAUGGGGAGUGCGUGGAGUACGUAAAGAGCUUCAACAUCCCCUUGCUGGUGCUGGGAGGAGGUGGUUACACAGUCCGCAAUGUGGCACGAUGCUGGACUUAUGAAACGUCAUUGCUCGUAGAUGAAGCAAUCAGCGAAGAGCUCCCAUACAGUGAGUACUUUGAAUACUUCGCUCCAGACUUCACCCUUCAUCCUGACGUCAGUACGAGGAUUGAAAAUCAAAACUCCAGGCAGUACUUGGAUCAGAUCAGGCAGACGAUAUUUGAGAACCUGAAAAUGCUGAACCAUGCUCCCAGCGUGCAGAUCCAUGACGUCCCUUCCGACUUGCUCAGCUAUGAUCGCACAGAUGAGCCUGAUCCAGAGGAAAGAGGAUCUGAGGAAAACUACAGCAGGCCUGAAGCUGCCAACGAGUUUUAUGAUGGUGACCAUGAUAACGACAAAGAGAGUGAUGUUGAGAUCUGA
Balearica regulorum gibbericeps (East African grey crowned-crane) is the source of this 1164-nucleotide messenger RNA. The record is from RefSeq and is a predicted model, not a curated record. NCBI's taxonomy places the organism in Eukaryota, Metazoa, Chordata, Aves, Gruiformes, Gruidae.